This is a messenger RNA of Phialemonium atrogriseum, 780 nucleotides long. RefSeq lists its product as uncharacterized. NCBI's taxonomy places the organism in Eukaryota, Fungi, Ascomycota, Sordariomycetes, Cephalothecales, Cephalothecaceae. The transcript has a single exon. Bases 113 to 643 code for a protein of 176 amino acids. The record is from RefSeq and is a predicted model, not a curated record.
ACAACAGGGCGAUGCUUCGCACAGGGCAACACAGUGGCCAUCACCGCCGCCAUCUGGGCUGGGGAGAAGACUCACAGGACUGUCUCUCUCCAGCAACAGAAACAGGGACACGAUGGUGACGGACUCGGUCCACAGCCCCGUGAGCCCCGGUGUUGUCAGCGGCGCGGGCGUGAUCCCCAUUGCCCUAUCUCCAACACCUCCACUGUCCAGUCCGCCCGCCGCGGUGCCCAUAGCUGGGUCAGCACAACAGGAGAAAGCAGGAUUUCAAAGUCAAGGACCGCAGGGACGGUUCCGUGAGGUCGGCGUCGACGGCCGGGAUCUUCCCCCCCUGCCGCCGAUGCCCUUCUCGCCCGAGGAUUCAUCCCCGACAGCAGUGACGGAGGUGAAGUGGUCGCGGGUGCGCGAGCUACGCGCCUCUCUCAAACCCUCGAGGCGUCUACCGCCACCGCUGCCCAGCCCCUCCGUGUACGACGGCUUCGACGGCGAUGCUCCUGACGUAGAGCAGGCGCAGUCGUCAAAGCGCAAGACGCUACUGCAGCGGGCGAUCGAGGGCUGGUGGGACUUGCCGGGGCUGCUGAGCCGGUCGGAUACGGUGAGGGGGAAGUCGAAGCCAUUUCCUUCGUCUAGGAAGGAGACUUCCUGAUAAUAGCAUUUCUAAUGUAAUUCGGCGGUUGAAUCUGUCGUAGAGAGGAUAUGUUGACGAGACUUUCUACUUGAAGUCUCUUUCUUCCUUGCAUUGACACCCGGGCGUUAAGGGGGUUUGAAUUAUACUAGGCUUAG